Molecule: messenger RNA, 1110 nt
Organism: Aspergillus niger
Lineage: Eukaryota; Fungi; Ascomycota; Eurotiomycetes; Eurotiales; Aspergillaceae
Exons: 2
Coding region: 1-1110 (369 amino acids)
Biological process (GO): retrograde vesicle-mediated transport, Golgi to endoplasmic reticulum
Cellular component (GO): membrane; Golgi apparatus
Source: RefSeq, a predicted model, not a curated record
AUGGCGCCUCGAGUCAAUAUCCCUCCAGCGACCCGCAUCUGUCUUAUCAGUCUUCUCACCCUCUCCUUGCUGUAUAAUAUCGCCCGAUGGCGGCAACUUGACACCACGCCCGGCGCACCUGCCAUCACCCCGAUCAUACCCUAUUUGACGCUCGUUCCUUCACAAUUUCUUUUCUAUCCGUGGACCCUCCUUACCGCGACACUUGUGGAGCAAAACAUCUUCACCGUGCUUUUGAACGCGGCCACUCUCUUUUAUGGCGGGAAAUACUUGGAGCGCGCAUGGGGAUCCCGGGAGUUUGCGAAGUUCAUCCUCGCCAUCGCAGUCAUCCCGAACGUAACGAUCGUUCCGCUUUAUAUUCUAGGAGCUGCCCUUAAAAGUGGCUCCAGCAGCGGCCUCACGCAGAUAUGCGGCGGUAUCUCGAUUCAAGCAUCCUUCUUGGUCGCCUUCAAGCAGCUCGUCCCGGAGCAUACGGUGACUAUCUUCAAAGGCUUGGUCAAAAUGCGGGUGAAGCACUUUCCCGCGCUGUUUUUGUUCCUGAACACCAUCAGCGGAAUUGUCUUCGGCACGCAUGUCGCAGCGAUUCUUGCGUGGCUCGGCCUCUUGACAAGUUGGACCUACCUGCGCUUCUUCAAACGUCAGCCUGACCUUACUGGCACAUCGACCGACGGGCUAGGCAUCAAGGGUGAUGCCAGCGAGACUUUUGCAUUCGCAUGUCUCUUUCCGGAUGUGCUUCAGCCGCCAAUCGCGUUCCUGUCUGAUCAAGUUUAUGCUCUCCUGGUUGCCAUCAGGAUCUGUACACCCUUCUCCGAGGAAGACAUUGCCUCGGGCAACCAGCAGGUUCUGGCACGGGGCGAGGCAGGUCUUCCCAGUAUUCUUUCCAACCAUCGCAACGGACGGGCCAUGGCGAAGCGGGAAGAAGCAGAGCGCAGACGUGCUCUAGCACUCAAGGCCCUCGACCAGAGACUUCAAGCAGCUGCUGCGGGAAGAGUGCAGCCGGCGACGUCUGCAGCGAACCAGCAAGGAUCCAGCCAUGCUCAGACUCCGACACCUACGGUUUCAGCGGGCCAGAGUAUGUUGGGAGAAACAAGCUACACCCCCGACCAUGCGUGA